Phascolarctos cinereus (koala) is the source of this 10537-nucleotide messenger RNA. NCBI's taxonomy places the organism in Eukaryota, Metazoa, Chordata, Mammalia, Diprotodontia, Phascolarctidae. The record is from RefSeq and is a predicted model, not a curated record.
AUGUCUCAGUCUACAUCUUCAGUGUUGUAUUCGGUUUUGAAUGCCCAUUUUGGGAGGCAUGCUGAUAGGCCAAAUAACAUCUGCAGUGGGGCAACUAAUGUGCUAAAGUGCCUCACGUUCCUUACUAAUACAUUAGGACAGCUUGAGGGAACUGGGAUAUUUAGCCAGGAGAUGAGAAUGGAUGUGAUGUCUGUCUUUCCAGUUUGUUUGCUUGUUGGUGGGGAAUUCGAUUUGGAGAUGAACUUUAUAAUCCAGGAUGCUGAGAGUAUAACAUGCAUGUCAGAGCUUUUGGAGCAUUGUGAUGUAACAUGUCAAGCAGAAAUUUGGAGCAUGUUUACUGCCAUUCUACGAAAAAGCGUCCGUAAUUUGCAGACCAGCACUGAAGUUGGCUUAAUUGAGCAAGUAUUGCUGAAAAUGAGUACUGUAGAUGACAUGAUUGCAGAUCUCCUAGUUGAUAUGUUGGGGGUUCUUGCAAGCUACAGCAUCACUGUCAAGGAGUUGAAGCUUUUGUUCAGCAUGCUUCGAGGAGAAAGUGGAAUCUGGCCAAGACAUGCAGUUAAAUUAUUGUCAGUCCUUAAUCAGAUGCCACAGAGACAUGGGCCUGAUACUUUUUUCAAUUUCCCUGGCUGUAGUGCUGCAGCAAUUGCAUUGCCUCCUAUAGCAAAGUGGCCUUAUCAAAAUGGGUUUACACUCAAUACUUGGUUUCGUAUGGAUCCCUUAAAUAACAUCAAUGUUGAUAAGGAUAAACCUUAUCUCUAUUGUUUUCGUACUAGCAAAGGUGUUGGUUAUUCUGCUCAUUUUGUUGGCAACUGUUUAAUAGUUACUUCACUGAAGUCAAAGGGCAAAGGUUUUCAACACUGUGUGAAAUAUGAUUUUCAACCACGAAAGUGGUAUAUGAUCAGCAUUGUUCAUAUCUACAAUCGUUGGAGAAAUAGUGAAAUACGAUGUUAUGUUAAUGGUCAGCUGGUUUCAUAUGGUGAUAUGGCCUGGCAUGUUAAUACAAAUGAUAGCUAUGAUAAGUGCUUUCUUGGAUCUUCAGAAACCGCUGAUGCAAAUAGAGUAUUCUGUGGUCAGCUUGGUGCAGUUUAUGUGUUCAGUGAAGCGCUCAACCCAGCACAGAUAUUUGCAAUACAUCAGUUAGGACCUGGAUAUAAGAGCACUUUCAAAUUUAAAUCUGAGAGUGAUAUUCACCUUGCUGAGCAUCAUAAACAGGUUCUAUAUGAUGGGAAACUUGCAAGUAGUAUUGCCUUUACAUAUAAUGCUAAGGCUACUGAUGCUCAGCUAUGCCUAGAAUCAUCACCCAAAGAAAAUGCAUCUAUUUUUGUACACUCCCCACAUGCUCUCAUGCUCCAGGAUGUGAAAGCUAUAGUAACACACUCAAUUCACAGUGCAAUUCACUCAAUUGGAGGUAUUCAAGUACUUUUCCCUCUUUUUGCACAACUGGAUAAUCGUCAGCUCAAUGACAGUCAAAUGGAAACAACAGUCUGUGCGACUCUUUUGGCAUUCCUCGUUGAAUUGCUGAAGAGUUCAGUGGCCAUGCAAGAACAGAUGCUGGGUGGAAAAGGCUUUCUAGUCAUUGGUUACCUACUUGAGAAGUCAUCCAGAGUUCACAUAACCAGAGCGGUUCUGGAACAAUUUUUGUCCUUUGCAAAGUAUCUUGAUGGUUUGUCUCAUGGAGCACCAUUAUUGAAGCAGCUUUGUGAUCACAUCCUUUUCAACCCAGCCAUCUGGAUACAUACCCCUGCAAAGGUUCAACUUUCUUUGUAUACCUAUUUAUCUGCUGAAUUUAUUGGAACUGCUACCAUCUACACUACCAUACGCAGAGUUGGAACAGUAUUACAGCUAAUGCACACAUUGAAAUAUUACUAUUGGGUUAUUAAUCCUGCUGAUAGCAGUGGCAUUAUUCCUAAAGGAUUAGAUGGUCCCCGACCCUCACAAAAAGAAAUUAUAUCAUUACGGGCAUUUAUGCUGCUUUUUUUGAAGCAGCUUAUAUUAAAGGAUCGAGGUGUCAAGGAAGAUGAACUUCAGAGUAUACUAAAUUAUUUAUUAACAAUGCAUGAGGAUGAAAACAUACAUGAUGUUUUGCAGUUAUUGGUGGCUUUGAUGUCAGAACACCCAGCCUCAAUGAUACCUGCCUUUGAUCAAAGAAAUGGGAUACGAGUGAUCUACAAAUUAUUGGCUUCCAAAAGUGAAAGUAUUUGGGUUCAGGCUCUGAAAGUAUUGGGAUACUUUCUCAAGCACUUGGGUCACAAGAGAAAAGUUGAAAUUAUGCACACCCACAGUCUUUUUACUCUUCUUGGAGAGAGGUUGAUGCUGCAUACAAAUACUGUGACUGUUACUACAUACAACACACUUUAUGAGAUUUUGACAGAGCAAGUGUGCACUCAGGUUGUACAUAAGCCACAUCCAGAGCCAGAUUCUACAGUGAAAAUUCAGAAUCCAAUGAUUCUUAAAGUUGUGGCAACAUUGUUAAAAAACUCUACACCAAGUGCAGAAUUAAUGGAAGUCCGCCGUUUAUUUUUAUCUGACAUGAUAAAGCUUUUCAGCAAUAGCCGUGAAAACAGGAGAUGUUUACUUCAGUGUUCAGUGUGGCAGGACUGGAUGUUUUCUCUUGGCUAUAUUAAUCCAAAAAAUUCUGAAGAACAGAAGAUUACAGAAAUGGUGUACAAUAUUUUUCGGAUCCUUUUAUAUCAUGCAAUAAAGUAUGAAUGGGGUGGCUGGAGAGUCUGGGUGGAUACACUCUCAAUAGCCCAUUCAAAGGUCACCUAUGAAGCUCACAAGGAAUAUCUAGCCAAAAUGUAUGAAGAAUAUCAAAGACAAGAGGAGGAAAACAUUAAAAAGGGAAAGAAAGGGAAUGUGAGCACUAUAUCAGGUCUCUCAUCUCAGGCAACUGGGGCCAAAGGUGGAAUGGAAAUCAGAGAAAUAGAAGAUCUUUCACAAAGUCAAAGCCCAGAAAGUGAAACUGAUUACCCUGUCAGCACAGAUGCCAGGGACUUGCUCAUGGCAACAAAAGUAUCAGAUGAUGUUCUGGGAAAUUCAGAUAGACCAGGACGUGGUGUACAUGUGGAGGUACAUGAUCUUUUAGUGGAUAUAAAAGCAGAGAAAGUGGAAGCAACAGAAGUAAAGCUUGAUGAUAUGGAUUUGUCACCUGAGACUUUAGUUACUGGAGAAAAUGGUGCACUUGUGGAGGUUGAAUCUUUGUUGGAUAACGUAUAUAGUGCUGCUGUUGAGAAACUUCAAAACAAUGUCCAUGGAAGUGUUGGCAUCAUUAAAAAGAGUGAAGAAAAGGAUAAUGGCCCAUUGAUAACAUUGGCUGAUGAGAAGGAUGAACCUACCAAUAAUAGUACCUCAUUUAUUUUUGACAAAAUUCCUAGCCAAGAAGAGAAACUAAUUCCUGAGCUCUCUAGUAAUCAUAUUAUUCCAAAUGUGCAGGAAACUCAAGUACACCUUAGUGUUAGUGAUGAUCUUGGAUUGCUUGCUCAUAUGACUAGUAGUGUUGACUUAACUUGUACAUCAAGCAUAAUAGAAGAAAAAGAAUUCAAAAUUCAUACAACUUCAGAUAGAAUGAGUAGCAUUUCUGAAAGGGAAUUAGCUUCAUCCUCUAAAGGUUUAGAAUAUGCUGAGAUGACUGCUACAACACUUGAAACAGAAUCUUCUGGUAGUAAAAUUGUGCCUAAUAUUGAUGCAGGAAGCAUAAUUUCAGAUACUGAAAGAUCUGAUGAUGGUAAAGAAGCAGGAAAGGAAAUCAGGAAGAUCCAGACUACUACUACAACUCAAGCGGUUCAGGGACGGUCUAUCACUCAACAAGACAGAGAUCUCAGAGUUGAUUUAGGAUUUCGAGGAAUGCCAAUGACUGAGGAACAGCGACGUCAGUUUAGUCCAGGUCCACGCACAACGAUGUUUCGGAUUCCUGAGUUUAAAUGGUCUCCAAUGCACCAGAGGCUUCUCACGGACUUGCUAUUUGCUUUAGAAACAGAUGUACAUGUUUGGAGGAGCCAUUCCACAAAGUCUGUAAUGGAUUUUGUCAAUAGCAAUGAAAAUAUUAUUUUUGUACACAACACAAUUCACCUCAUUUCUCAGAUGGUAGACAACAUCAUCAUUGCUUGUGGAGGAAUUUUACCUUUGCUCUCUGCUGCUACAUCUCCAACUGGUUCUAAGACGGAAUUGGAAAAUAUUGAAGUGACACAAGGCAUGUCAGCUGAGACAGCAGUGACUUUCCUCAGCAGACUGAUGGCUAUGGUUGAUGUCCUGGUGUUUGCCAGCUCUCUAAAUUUUAGUGAGAUUGAAGCUGAAAAGAACAUGUCUUCUGGAGGUUUAAUGCGACAGUGUCUGAGGCUUGUUUGCUGUGUUGCUGUGAGAAACUGCUUAGAAUGUCGACAGAGGCAGAGGGAAAGGGUGAACAAAUCUUCUCUUAUUAGCAGUAAACCUCAAGAAGCUCCCCAAAGUGUGACUGCAGCAGCAACUUCAAAGACUCCACUUGAAAGUGUUCCUGGUAAUCUUUCUCCCAUCAAAGAUCCUGAUAGACUUCUUCAGGAUGUAGACAUUAAUCGUCUGCGGGCAGUUGUAUUUCGUGAUGUGGAUGAUAGCAAACAGGCUCAAUUCUUAGCUUUGGCUGUGGUUUACUUCAUUUCUGUUCUGAUGGUCUCCAAAUAUCGUGACAUACUAGAACCCCAACGAGAGACUGCACGAUCUGGAAGCCAGGCAGGUAGAAACAUGAGACAAGAAAUAAAUUCGCCAACAAGUACAGUUGUGGUCAUACCAUCUAUCCCUCAUCCAAGUUUGAACCAUGGAUUCCUUGCCAAGUUAAUUCCUGAGCAGAGCUUUGCCCACUCAUUUUACAAAGAAACUCCAGCUGCAUUUCAAGAGAACAUGAAAGAAAAAGAAACACCAACACCUGGUGAAGAGAUUCAGCUGGAAAGUUCAAUUCCUCAUACAGAUUCAGGAAUUGGAGAGGAGCAGAUACCUAGUAUCUUGAAUGGAGCAGAACUAGAGACUAGCGCAGGUCCUGAUGCCAUGAGUGAAUUAUUAUCUACUUUGUCUUCUGAGGUGAAAAAAUCACAAGAAAGUCUAACUGAGAGCCCUAACGAAAUGCUCAAGCCUGCACCAUCCAUAUCUAGCAUCAGCCAAACCAAAGGCAUUAAUGUCAAGGAAAUACUAAAGAGCCUUGUGGCUGCUCCAGUCGAAAUUCCAGAAUGUGGUCCUGACCCUGUCCCUUACCCAGAUCCUGCAUUGAAGAGAGAAGCCCAUGCUAUUCUUCCUAUGCAGUUUCAUUCCUUUGACAGGAGUGUUGUGGUGCCUGUGAAGAAGGCUCCUCCUGGUAGUCUGGCUGUUACCACUGUAGGAGCUGCUACUGCUGGAAGUGGGCUGCCUGCAGGCAGACCUAAUAUAUUUGCUGCUACUGGAGCUACACCAAAAAGUAUGAUUAAUACAACAGGUGCAGUGGAUUCAGGGUCAUCUUCAUCCUCAUCCUCCUCUAGUUUUGUGAAUGGUGCUACCAGCAAAAACCUUCCAGCUGUACAAACUGUGGCUCCAAUGCCAGAGGAUUCAGCUGAAAAUAUGAGCAUCACUGCAAAACUUGAAAGAGCUUUAGAAAAAGUUGCACCUCUUCUUCGUGAAAUAUUUGUAGACUUUGCCCCAUUCCUCUCUCGAACACUACUUGGUAGUCAUGGGCAAGAGCUGUUGAUUGAAGGCCUUGUGUGUAUGAAAUCCAGCACAUCUGUGGUUGAGCUUGUUAUGUUGCUUUGUUCCCAGGAAUGGCAAAAUUCGAUUCAGAAGAAUGCAGGACUUGCAUUUAUUGAGCUCAUCAAUGAAGGAAGAUUGUUGUGCCAUGCUAUGAAGGACCACAUAGUGCGUGUUGCCAAUGAAGCUGAGUUUAUUCUGAAUCGACAGAGGGCUGAGGAUGUGCACAAACAUGCAGAAUUUGAGUCACAGUGUGCCCAAUAUGCUGCUGACCGAAGAGAAGAAGAAAAGAUGUGUGACCAUCUUAUCAGUGCUGCUAAGCAUCGAGAUCAUGUCACAGCCAAUCAGCUCAAGCAAAAGAUUCUUAAUAUUCUUACAAACAAACAUGGGGCUUGGGGAGCUGUAUCUCAUAGCCAACUGCAUGAUUUCUGGCGCUUAGAUUAUUGGGAAGAUGACCUGCGUAGACGGAGAAGAUUUGUUCGCAAUGCAUUUGGUUCUACUCAUGCUGAAGCCUUGCUCAAAGCUGCUGCAGAAUAUGGCACUGAAGAAGAUGUACUCAAGUCAAAGAAAACAUUCAGAAGUCAAGCUGUGGUGAACCAGAAUGCAGAAACAGAGCUCAUGCUAGAAGGAGAUGAUGAUGCAGUCAGUUUACUACAGGAAAAAGAAAUUGACAACCUUGCAGGCCCCGUGGUCCUCAGCACGCCGGCUCAGCUCAUAGCCCCUGUGGUGGUGGCCAAGGGGACACUCUCCAUCACCACGACGGAAAUUUACUUUGAGGUCGAGGAAGAUGAUCCUGCCUUCAAGAAGAUCGACCCCAAAGUUCUUGCCUACACAGAGGGACUUCAUGGAAAAUGGAUGUUCAGCGAGAUUCGAGCUGUAUUUUCAAGACGUUAUCUUCUACAGAACACUGCUCUGGAAGUGUUUAUGGCAAACAGAACCUCAGUAAUGUUUAACUUUCCUGACCAAGCAACAGUAAAAAAAGUUGUAUACAGUUUGCCCCGGGUUGGUGUAGGAACCAGCUAUGGUUUGCCACAAGCCAGGAGAAUAUCCUUGGCCACUCCCCGACAGCUUUAUAAAUCUUCCAAUAUGACUCAGCGUUGGCAAAGACGAGAGAUCUCUAACUUUGAAUAUUUAAUGUUCCUUAAUACCAUAGCAGGACGAACAUACAACGAUCUGAACCAAUAUCCAGUAUUUCCAUGGGUAUUAACAAACUAUGAAUCAGAAGAAUUAGACCUGACUCUUCCAGGAAACUUCAGAGAUCUUUCAAAGCCAGUUGGUGCUUUGAAUCCCAAAAGAGCAGUUUUUUAUGCAGAGCGCUAUGAGACUUGGGAAGAUGAUCAGAGCCCACCCUGCCACUAUAGCACACACUAUUCAACAGCACCAUCUACACUAUCCUGGCUACUUCGAAUUGAACCUUUCACAACAUUCUUUCUUAAUGCAAAUGAUGGAAAAUUUGACCAUCCAGAUAGAACCUUCUCAUCAGUUGCAAGAUCUUGGAGAACAAGCCAAAGAGAUACAUCAGAUGUAAAGGAAUUAAUUCCAGAGUUCUACUACCUACCUGAAAUGUUUGUCAACAGUAAUGGAUAUAAUUUGGGAGUCAGAGAAGAUGAGGUUGUUGUAAAUGAUGUUGACCUUCCCCCAUGGGCAAAGAAACCUGAAGACUUUGUACGGAUCAACAGAAUGGCCCUAGAAAGUGAGUUUGUCUCCUGCCAGCUCCAUCAGUGGAUUGACCUUAUAUUUGGCUACAAACAGCGAGGACCAGAAGCAGUCCGUGCCCUGAAUGUUUUUCACUACCUAACAUAUGAAGGCUCUGUGAACCUGGAUAGUAUCACUGAUCCAGUGCUUAGGGAGAUUCCAGAGGCUUAUUUUGUUAGAGAUCCUCAUACUUUUCUUCUUACAAAGGAUUUUAUCCAGGCCAUGGAGGCACAGAUACAGAACUUUGGACAGACGCCAUCUCAGUUGCUUAUCGAGCCACAUCCACCGCGGAGCUCUGCCAUGCACCUGUGUUUCCUUCCACAGAGUCCACUCAUGUUUAAAGAUCAGAUGCAACAGGAUGUUAUAAUGGUGCUGAAAUUCCCGUCAAAUUCUCCAGUCACACAUGUGGCAGCCAACACUCUUCCACACCUUACCAUUCCUGCAGUGGUAACUGUGACUUGCAGCAGACUUUUUGCAGUGAAUAGAUGGCACAACACAGUAGGCCUCAGGGGAGCCCCAGGAUACUCCUUGGAUCAAGCCCAUCAUCUUCCCAUUGAAAUGGAUCCUUUAAUUGCAAAUAACUCUGGUGUGAACAAACGACAGAUCACCGACCUUGUGGAUCAGAGUAUACAGAUCAAUGCUCAUUGUUUUGUUGUCACAGCAGAUAAUCGCUACAUUCUUAUCUGUGGAUUCUGGGAUAAGAGUUUUAGAGUUUAUUCGACAGAAACAGGGAAAUUAACUCAGAUUGUAUUUGGCCAUUGGGAUGUAGUCACUUGUCUGGCCAGAUCUGAAUCCUACAUAGGAGGAGAUUGCUACAUUGUGUCUGGAUCUCGAGAUGCUACCCUUCUGCUCUGGUACUGGAGUGGAAGACAUCAUAUCAUAGGAGAUAACCCCAAUAGCAGUGAUUAUCCUGCUCCACGAGCUGUCCUUACAGGUCAUGACCAUGAAGUUGUCUGUGUGUCAGUCUGUGCAGAACUGGGACUUGUUAUCAGUGGUGCUAAAGAAGGCCCUUGCCUUGUACAUACAAUCACGGGAGAUUUGCUGAGAGCCCUAGAGGGACCAGAAAACUGCUUAUUUCCUAGAUUGAUUUCUGUGUCCAGUGAAGGCCACUGUAUCAUAUACUAUGAACGAGGACGGUUCAGUAAUUUCAGCAUUAACGGGAAACUUUUAGCUCAAAUGGAGAUCAAUGAUUCUACCAGGGCCAUCCUUCUGAGCAGUGAUGGACAGAACCUGGUCACUGGAGGAGACAAUGGAGUUGUGGAAGUAUGGCAGGCUUGUGACUUCAAACAGCUUUAUAUUUAUCCUGGAUGUGAUGCUGGCAUUAGGGCAAUGGAUUUGUCCCAUGAUCAAAGGACACUGAUAACUGGCAUGGCUUCUGGUAGCAUUGUAGCUUUUAAUAUAGAUUUUAAUCGAUGGCAUUAUGAGCAUCAAAACAGAUACUGAAGAUGGCUGGAGAACUGAAAUCUAAGUGAAAGCCGAGAGCACAAGUGCUACAAUGAAGGACGUUAUCUCUGGUGGAAAAACACGUCUCCAUUGGCCUCCGUUGUGCAUUCCAUUACACCCAGCAAUAGCUGUACAUUGUAGUAAGCAACCAUUUUACUUUGUGUGUUUUUUCACAACCGAACACCAGCUGCUACCAAGCAAGCUUGUAUCAUGUAAAUUAUAUGAAUUAGGAGAUGUUUUGGUAAUUAUUUCAUAUAUUGUUGUUUAUUGAGAAAAGGUUGUAGGACCGUCACAAGAGACUUUUGAAAAUUCUGAGGAACCUUGUGUCCAGUUGUUACAAUGCUUAUGCUAGGAACCUAAUCUACAUCCCAUUUCCAGCCUUUUUUCAAGCUGAGAAAAAAAAAUACGUUUGAUACUUUGUACAUCAGAUGCAUCUUAACUUUAAAGGGAUACUUUUGUAAAAGUAAAACCUUGUAUAAAGAACAAAACGUUUCUUAAUUUUAUUGUGGAGUUACAACUUGCAUGUACUUUAAACCCAACGUCUUGAUGGAACAGGUGCGUUCACACAAAUUAAACUGGAGAUUUGUCGAGGGCACAGCUUGUGUUAAAGGGUUGAAUUUGGACUCAAUCAGUAAUUUUUGACAUUCUCACAAAAACAUGGUUCACGCUUUUAAAUCUAAAUUCAUCCCUUCUAAGUGAAGUUUUGCUCAUAAAGCAUUUGGAUAUUGAUUCAUUAUUUGCCGUUUUAUACAAUGAAAAUUAAAUCCUUUCCUUCUUAAUUUGAAGACCAAGCAAAACGGGGGCUUAGGGAUAUGAUUCUGGUUUUCAUUGUAUAAGCAGGAGUCAUGCUUGUUCAGUUCCCUAGUACUUAUAUGACUCCCCCUCAUAACGUGUCAAGAGUGCUAUACUUCUGGAGUCAACCCAUUGGCUUAGUUUGGGGAUCAGAUAUUCACGUUUUUCUCUUUAUUUCUUCAAAUAGCUUGGUUUCUUUAAAAAAACAAGUUGGACUUCAUUGUAAUGAUUGAAUUUUUUUUUAAGUUAUUGAGAAAUUUUCUUCUAAAUCCACAUUCAACCUAAGGCAUUUCAUCUGUUAUGAUAUUAAACAAUGGCUAUCAUCAAAUUCUUUUCCAUACAUUGUACUGAUCAAGUUAUACACCCAGGGGUACAUACACCUUACUUCAUGUUUCUUCUUUGUAUAUUUGGUGACUGUAUUGUCAUAGAUGUACAUAUUGUGUCAGUAGGGCUAUGAGGCAUGUAACAGGAAUGUAAUUUUCUCAGAAUUUACACUCACAGUCAUUUAUUUAAAAGAUAAAAACAAGAUAAUGGAUUCUUUGUAUUGGCACUUUGCACCGGAAACAUAUCAUUAUUUAUUGCUGUGAUUACUUAUUUGUUCCCCACCUUGUAUUAGUAAGUUUUAGCACUGAAUUCCUUCUUCACUGUUGUUUGUAUUUAUGAGAUUCUGAAAUCAUGGGGAAUCAAAGUAAUGAUUAAGUUAUUCAUCACCAGUCUGUAAGCAAUAUUUGAGUUCUGUAGCUUAGAAUUGGGAGAAUACUGAACAUCUGGAAGACAAGUCCAUUUCAUCUUGAGACCAUGGUGAAAUAUUUUGGAUAUAUAAAUUCCUUAAGCUAUUGUAACCAUGUUUUAUUGCAAAGAUGUAAAAUAUGCCAGAUGUGUGUGAGUUGGAAAUCAAAAAAGAAAAAUAAAAUAUGCAAAGAAUUCA